CCUCUCUCCGAUCACACGUCCUCAGGGGGAGGACCAACUGCCACUAAGGUCAGCCGUUAGCCACAGCUAGCAUCAUUGCUACAUGGAUGCUGACAGAUCAGCAAAGUGUGUCCAUUGGCGUUCUCAUAUUUUGACUUCUUCCCUAGUCUUCUUUUAUCCGCAGCCAAGUUCACAUCACGCUCGGUUGCUACUUCUCAGAUCCAUAGAGGCUUUCACAGUUCAUGACACAGGUUGGACAACAGUAAUGGCAUACGGACUGGAUUUUACUGGACGCGUCCCUGAAAUGAACCCGUUUUUCUCAGGACAAUACUGGAGCGCUUCUUGCAGCUUGGACAUGAACAAAAGUGACAAUUACGCACUUGACUCAAGCAGAAUGCACCACACAACGCGCUCUGACGCCAGUCGCCGCCGGAAGCGCACUACUUUCAGCAAGGCGCAGCUGAGCGAGCUGGAGAGGGCCUUCUCUGUCACACAGUACCCUGACAUUAAAAUGAAGGAGUCCCUUGCAUCAAUAACUGGACUACCGGAGUCUAAAAUUCAGGUCUGGUUUCAAAAUCGACGGGCACGCCAUUUCAAGAGCAAGAAACCAAACAAGGAAGUCCCCAAACCCACCUCUGACUACUUUCACCCACACUUUUUCACUACAACUCCCAGCUCCCCAUACCCACGGCUGGUGCCUUCCUUCUCUCCUAGAGCCAGUCUACCGUCUCCUCCUGGCUACCCUGCACCAAGUUUACCGGAGUCCACCAGGCUGUCAUCCAUCCUGGAGAAUCAAGCUAUGUUUCUGCCAGUUCCAAAGCCUUCAUCCCCUGUUUGCGCCAACCAAGCUGCACUCUUCUCCCCUGGAGUUCCCCAGGAUCUGUACAGCCAAGCCCCAGACUAUCCUAAGUACUGUCACGAUGUGUUAACGCACAGUGAGCUCACUUCUUGGGAUCUGACGGAGGACUUUGAGGCUUUCCUCAGGGACACACGGGGACCAGGACCUGAAGGUAGUCGCUGCGCUUCGCUCCGAAAAUCAGGACCAGAGGAGAGUGUUCAAAGUCAUCCGGGGUACCAACGCAUUUACGACGAGCCCAUGGACGAUCUAUCAGAUCUCUGUUUUCCAGAGCUGGGAGACUUCAGAUUGUCGGAUUUGGACAUUUCUGCAGCAAUGAUCGAUUAUCUUCUGAACUGAUUGACAGGCUUUGUCUGGUUAAGCCGUUUUAAAGUAGGCUAUUUAUUUAUUUAUUAUAAAGUGGAUUGCAUUUAAACGAAUUCUCAUGUUAAGAUGUGAAAGUUUAUCAAAAUGGUUAUAUACGCACUGUAGAGUAUUAAAUACGCAUACAAAUUAAAAAAUAUUUUGAAAAUUUUA
This is a messenger RNA of Cheilinus undulatus (humphead wrasse), 1351 nucleotides long. Its product is annotated as homeobox protein SEBOX-like. The record is from RefSeq and is a predicted model, not a curated record. NCBI's taxonomy places the organism in Eukaryota, Metazoa, Chordata, Actinopteri, Labriformes, Labridae. The coding region runs from base 83 to 1174 and encodes 363 amino acids. The transcript has 5 exons. Gene Ontology annotation, molecular function: RNA polymerase II transcription regulatory region sequence-specific DNA binding; DNA-binding transcription factor activity, RNA polymerase II-specific. Gene Ontology annotation, biological process: regulation of transcription by RNA polymerase II.